UCUGUCAAAGGCAAUGCGAUAUCGCAGACAGUUGUGAUGUUGUGUUAGAAAAACAAAAAAUAGCAAAGGAAUUCAAGACGAAACAGAUCUGCUGUUGCUAGCACAGAUCAUUUUGCCGCGUAGAAUAAAUAAUAAGCGUAUACUGACAGCUCACGAUAGGGGGCUUAAAAAAAAUAGACAACGGAUUUUUCGUGAGGAGGAUGUACCUGUGAACGCAACUCUCGUGAGACUCUGUGAGAUUGAACAUGGUGGCAUACACUAGCUAGAACCUAAACAAAACUUCUGAUCUUCUUACAAGACUAGUCUCUCUUCAAAAUCCUGGAAUCUCCACCAUUUACUGAACUGGGUGAAUAGGAAGACUUCAUUGACGUCUUUUUUAACCGGAUUUUCACCAUGAGGAAAAACAAGAACAAACGUCAACCUACCAAACGUAAAACUGCCAGUCAAACACAAAAGUCCAAAAGACCUCGUAGUGAUUCACCAAAAAGGACAGAAAAGGACAGUUCUCAAUUGACACCAUUCGAGAUUUUCUUCCAAAAGAUUGAAAAGUUCUCCAAACUGCACAUGAAGGACCGUGACAGGGUACAAGAGAUCCUGCAGUCCAUGCAGAAAGCUGGCUCCAAUACCCUGCAGGUGAUCUCAGAUUUUGACAUGACCCUUACAAGAUUUGAAUACAAUGGGAAAAGAUGCCCCACUUGUCAUAAUAUUCUUGAAAGGAGUGAUGUCAUCUCCAGUGAUUGCAAAAAAAAGCUGCAGGGGCUGCUCGACAAAUACUACCCCAUAGAGAUCGACACUACGCUGUCAGUAGAGGAGAAGCUGCCUCUUAUGGUGGAGUGGUGGACAAAGGCUCACGAGCUGCUGGUGAAUCAGAAAAUUAAGAAAGAUGGGUUAGCCAAGGCGGUGAGGGACUCUGAAGCCAAGCUGAGGGAUGGCUACAAGGAUUUCUUUGACCACCUGCAUGAGCACAGCAUCCCCCUGCUCAUCUUCUCUGCUGGAAUAGGAGACAUCCUGGAAGAGGUGAUACGCCAGACUGAGGUCUUCCACCCUAAUGUCAAGGUCAUCUCCAACUACAUGGACUUUGAUGAGUCUGGGGUGCUGAAGGAUUUCAAAGGAGAACUAAUUCACAUCUACAAUAAAAGGGAAGGUGCACUGCUCAACACCGGACAUUUCCAGGAGCUGCGCACGCGGACAAAUGUGCUACUACUGGGAGACUCUCUAGGGGAUCUGAACAUGGCUGAUGGAGUGCAGGACAUGGAGAACAUCCUCAAGAUCGGCUUCCUUAAUGACAAGGUGGAGGAGAGGAAACAAUCAUACCUGGACUCAUAUGACAUUGUGUUGAUAAAGGAUGAAACCUUAGAUGUUCCAAAUGCAGUUAUUCGCUUUCUCACUGAGUAAUUGGACUGUGACAGCCCUGCGGUAGGACACCUACCUCAGCUGAUAGCUGCAGCCUAAAAGCUGCAUAUGUGUGUCUACUGUUCAAACUUUGACAUAAAUGGCGGUACUUGACUUAGUAUUUGCUCUGAAAACGACUUCCAUUCUCUUACAAUUCACUGAAAAGGAGCUUUUUUUGUAAUCUGAAAACAGACACUGUUUUUUAGCACUGCAGUGCCAUCUUGUGGUGGACUGUCGGUAAAUACAUUUAGGAACAGGGAAAGAAAGGAUAGAAAACAUAUUUCUAUAUUUAGAGUCAGUAAUUUGUAAUAACUAUUACGUUGAAAUUCUGAGAAUAUUAGCAAGAAAUACAAUAAAAAGUUAAUAAAGUAGUUAUUUUUUGCUACAGAUUUUAAACUUUAGGUUCAGUGUUUUUAAAUCACUGAAAGGUCUGAUGCUUUC
Messenger RNA from Pelmatolapia mariae (spotted tilapia), 1833 nucleotides. Its product is annotated as cytosolic 5'-nucleotidase 3-like. The record is from RefSeq and is a predicted model, not a curated record. NCBI's taxonomy places the organism in Eukaryota, Metazoa, Chordata, Actinopteri, Cichliformes, Cichlidae. Gene Ontology annotation, molecular function: magnesium ion binding; 5'-nucleotidase activity. Bases 394 to 1395 code for a protein of 333 amino acids. Gene Ontology annotation, cellular component: cytoplasm. The transcript is spliced from 9 exons.